AUCGCUAAGAGCGAAAGUCUUUUGAUGUGUGUUAGUUGUAAAAGCAAUAGAUAUUUCCAUGUUUUAGAUCGAAUUAAAAGAUUUUGGUAGUUUUUUAUUGAGAGUUGUCACUUAAUAUCUGAGUUGUUAUCUCUUAGUGUUUUGAGUUAUUAUCUCUUAGUGUUUAGUGUAGGACAUCUUGGACGUGACAAAACAUGGAAUGAGGUGAAAAAUCAUUAUUCGCACAUACCUCUUGAAGCUGUGUGUAUAUUUAUUAGUUUAUGUGAUCACUGUGUUUCUCGAAAAGUUUUUCCAAAACCAGUUGUUGGAAAACCAGUUGUAUCACUUGGAUUUAUGACACGAAUGGAAAUGGAUUUAAUAGAUAUGCGCAGUAGCGAAUUUAAUGGCUAUAAAUGGAUUUUUCACGCAAAAGAUCACUUUUCUAAAUAUUCUUGGUUGCAUCCAGUGUUUACUAAAGAGACUGCUAAUGUUGCACAAAUAUUAAAAUCAAUUUUUUUCCAGUUUGGACCACCAAAAAUUUUGCUGUCAGACAACGGACGGGAGUUUGUUGCUCACUUAAUUUAUGAUUUGAAAAGAACAUGGACUGAUUUGAUUAUUAUAAAUGGGCAUCCCCGACAUCUUCAGUCACAGGGUUUAGUCGAGCGUGGUAAUGCGGUCGUUCAGCAGCUUCUUGUGAUGCUGGCUAUUAAUACCAGUAUCGCAAAAACUACGAAAAUGACACAAUUUGAGAUGGUAUCCGGUCAGCAACCUCGGUCUGACGAAGAUUUUUGGAAACUUAUUCAACAACAAAUGAAAGAAAAUAAUGCUAAUAAUUCGGCUAUACCUGAUAUUGAAAAAGGUAUUAUGUUAGAAGAAAAUUUGCCACUAGAUACAGCAACAUUAUUUGAAGAAUUUGAUAAAACAGUCGCACAAUCAGAUAAUGAUAAUGAUAACUUAUUGUACAAUCAUAAUAAAUCUGAUAAUGAAGGAGAUAAUGAUAAUAAUAAUUCAGUAAUAAAUUAUCCAGUUGAUGAUAGAAUACAAAAUUCACACCGAAAUGCAAUUGUUGAUGCUGAAGAGAACAUGAAUAACAAUGAUGACCCGAUUACAUGGUUAAAUUCGAUAAUAGACUCAUCCGAUAAGGGCAGAGUCAGUCAAUAUGACGCAGAUUCGAGCAGUUUUGAGCCAUCCGCCAGUGCAAGCUCAAGUGCUAUCCGUGAUCUUAGUGCUUGUAGUCCAAUACGAUCGUCAUAA
Messenger RNA from Didymodactylos carnosus, 1233 nucleotides. NCBI's taxonomy places the organism in Eukaryota, Metazoa, Rotifera, Eurotatoria, Philodinida, Philodinidae. The record is from the annotation of a GenBank genome assembly.